GCGCAGGACGACAAAUGGAGUCGCUUCGGGCAGCGCGGGCUGCAACGGUCCAUUUUCAAAAGGAAGGCGGGCAUGUUUGUCGUCUUCUGUGCUGGUUGUCGGCAUAUGAAGGUCGAGCGCCCCUGUCCAAGGCAUAUUGGAACACACAUCUGCAAUGGUCACGUGCAAGGGUGGCUGCAGAGGUGAAUUUCAUGGCUGACAGGCAAGGGAGAUUGCCUCUGCUGGUACUCGUUGUCGUCGUCUUCCUGAUUGUCGUCUUCCUCCACGUGUGUUUGUCGUGACGGCCGUGGAAACAACAACACAAGAGGAGGGCUUGGACGAGACGGGGGGCAGGGGAACGUCUAAUGGCGGGCAUGCAGGCACGAGCGGCUACUGCUGCAGGUCAGGGAGGAGUUCGAACUUCGGCGGCGGAGCCUCGAAGGCGGUACGACCUGUCCAUGUACACCCAUUUGGAGUCGUGGGAGAUGCCAUUGCCCCCGUCGGACGAGGAGCCGGAGAAGGAAGAACUUUCAACGUUGCCUCUAGCCAGCGGCUCAACUCAGUUGUGGUCGCAGACGGUGCGAGCAGGCGGGUCCGCUCCAGACGAAGGGGGCGAGUUCACGUCAUUGCUGCAUGAAGGCUUGCGGGAUGACGACGGCGGAGGAGUUGAUCUGAGGUUCGGGUUAUGUUCUGGCGACGACAGGGAGGCGAGCCGUACGUUCAUCAUCGACGAAGAUCGUUCGACACAUGGCCUUGAACAUGGUGGAAGUCUGCAUACGGAGCAGUCCACACUUUGUCGCGCUGCACCUGUGACUGGCGCGGUCGGGCCAUCGCCAGCGGGACGGCAGCAUGGAUCGACUGCUCCGUCCGUCGAUCGAUUGACACCGACCUGGCCCGCACCUACUGGGGUCGCAGCAGGGCCCCUGCGCAUGGGCGGUGCACGUUCGUCGAUGCCUGCGUGCACAACACCGAUCGAAUCCAAAGUGAGGGAAGAGGGAACGUGCAGAGCGCCGGUACGUCCACGACCCGCUGUGGAGAACAUAACACGUGGAGUGUCCAACAUGCGAGCGCACAGCGAUGGCGGCGAAGACGACGGUGGAUUCGGUGACGAUGCAGACGAAGGGGUGAGGGAAGACGUGGAAGCGGGGGACGACGACGACGACGUUCCUAUUCGGCCUUUGGGGAAGACGGGUGGGAGGGGGAAAGGACGCGGCAGAGGUGGUGUCCGUGGUCGAUCCGUUGCCCGUGGAAGCAGAGGUGGCGUGAGCGACGACGCCGGGAAGUCUUCGACGUACUGGUCUGCAGAAGACCAAAUGCUCCUAGUGCGAUGCAAGCCGGAGCAAGAUAUGCACCUCGCCGGCUUGUCUCACAAUUACGGGCGGAUGAAGACGAAAGAGUGGAAGUGGGACAACAUGUCGAAGUGGAUGGCGAAUGCGGGGAGGCCGAAGGACGCUGACGACUGCAUGAAGAAAUGGGACAAUCUGUUCCAGAACUACAAGAAAAUUCAGAGGUUUCAGAAUGCCAGCGGCCGGGCAGAUUUUUUCAGGCUGACGAACGAAGAGAGGAAGGAGUACAACUUCAAGUUUCGGAUGGAUAGGGCGCUGUACAACGAGAUCCACGCAGGCAUGGUGGGGAACCACACGAUUUUCCCUCUCAACGUUGCCGACACCGGCAGUCCGGAGGGGGUGCAGCUGCCCAGGCGAGGAGCGGUGGCAGGGAGUCUGUUUGUAGUGAGGCGGCAGAUGAAGGUUGCCCUCAAGAGCAGGUCCCCAGCAAGCAUGUCUGCACGAUUGAACGCCCGUGGCAAGAAGUGCGACGUCGCGCUUGACGAAAGCCAAGCCCAGGGAAAAGGUCGGCGGCACGUCCCAAAGGCGAAGAGGCUUCGUUUGGAUGAUGCGUCAGCAAGCGUGCCGCGUCGUGGGGCGCAAGGUUGGGCGCAAGCCGCGGAAGAGGACAACGACGACGAUUUCACGACGGAGGACAAUCAAGGCGAGUCGACGGCGUCUCCGGUACGGGAGAGUGGUAGGCAGCGUUCUUCAGAUCAGAGCGCUUCGAAGAGGAUGUUUACCCCUCCGGCGCCUCCAUCAGAGGCGAAGCAGCUGCGUGUCCGCGAAACAUGGAAAGAGAAGGGUGUUGUGGUGGACCUUGGCAGCGAUGACGACGAGCCUUUGGACGUCACCUGCGCACUGCAACACAAGCGCACUGCCCAGCACGCCGUCUCAGCCACGUCGACGGCUCGCGCUGUGGCGGACGAAAGGCCGAUCACAGGUGCACUGCCCAGCACGCCGUCUCAGCCACGUCAGCGCAACGACGGUGCUGACGGUGCGUCUGUCCAACGCGGUGGGGGGGGGGGAGUCGUGGCAGACGCACGAGCAGCAGGGGGCGAGGCGGCAGGUGGCGCUAGUGUGGGUGUUGCAGGUGUUGUCCCUCCCGUUCCGGCGGCGAGAGAGGAGGCUGCAGUUCUGGCGAUGGUGAGAGAGGAGGGUCGUGGACAGAACACAAACCAAUGGGAUGGCGGCGAGGCCCCUUCAAGCCGGGCACGCAGGGGAGUCAUGACGAAAGACCUUAUCGACCGUGCCCUGCUUUGGGUGGAUGACAAAGCUUUCUGGUUGACGGGUGAAGGCCGCAGACUUUACAACAUCGUCCACGAAAUCAAAGAGUACUUCGUCGCCAUCGCCAACGGCCUUCCGCCACCUGACAUUCCACGGAGCAUUGUCCUCCCCAAAUCCAGCACGAGGGUGGCGACGAUCGCUAACAAAUCACAGCUCCAGCAAGCGAUCUCUCGUGCGGCGGCGGUGGAGAAUAUAGCUCUGUGCAUCUUGCACGGCUGGGUUUUCAAGUUUGGGAACCGCCCAAGGGGGUACCACCUUGCUUUCCAGUACUCGUUGGAGUCCAUAGCGACGGACAUUGCGUGUCCAAUGUGGUACGGCGAGGAGUGGUGCAACGUCGUCAGCGCGGCGAUCUGCGCCCACACGAUAGAUCUGAACAUGGACCUUCCACUGUGGUACGCUGGCGCGAAUAUCGAGGACAGACCUGAAGACAACGACAUGGCGGCGCACCAGGAGUCCACCGUCAUCAGCAUCGCGCAUUCAUUCCGCGCGGCGGUGCAAAUGGGCGCUCACAUCGAUGGCGAUUUCAUCUCCUACGACCGUCUAUGUCGGGUGGCUGACUGCUUCAGGCUGUUGCUGGCGGCAUCCAUGUGGAUAAUGCUCAUGGCGGGAGACGAUCCGCGCAAUCACUACGAAGCAUUUUACUUCGUGGAUCUCGUCGCCAGGUCGACACUAGUCGCCUCCAUGCAUCGCUCCUUCGAUCAUCGACGAUCCGUUGUCCGCGCCACGAACGUCGCGACGAAGAGGCUUGGGAAGGCGAAAGCCACGCUCGGAGUGUACCCCGACUACAUCCCUGAUUGGGCACCAUGCGGCAUCGGAUUUGCGCACGAUGCGAGCAUCAAGGGGCCGGAGGAUGAGAAGAGGCUGGAUUGGUUGGGUUCGGGUUCCCCCGAUGAUGACAACAAAGGCGAAGGAAAAGACGACGCAUAAGGCGGGUGGGUUUGCGGGGGUAGAGUGGGGAGACUGCGCUUCUAAGAAC
Molecule: messenger RNA, 3567 nt
Organism: Chara braunii
Lineage: Eukaryota; Viridiplantae; Streptophyta; Charophyceae; Charales; Characeae
Source: the annotation of a GenBank genome assembly